Molecule: messenger RNA, 558 nt
Organism: Mucor velutinosus
Lineage: Eukaryota; Fungi; Mucoromycota; Mucoromycetes; Mucorales; Mucoraceae
Product: AAA ATPase afg3
Exons: 2
Coding region: 1-558 (185 amino acids)
Molecular function (GO): nucleic acid binding
Source: RefSeq, a predicted model, not a curated record
AUGGGCCAUGAUAUGUCAAUUAAUGGCACCCGCAAGUCAUUGAGACGAAAUGGACUUAAAUCUCGUAGAAAAGUAAAGACCAAUUUUGUUAGCAAGACAAACAAGCGGCUUCGAUUGGCAUGGGCUAAAAAGCAUAGGCAUCUUACUAUUGCUGAUUGGCGUUGUAGAGUGUUUUCGGAUGAAACAAAAGUAAAUCUUUGGGGCUCAGAUGCGGAGGAGCCUGGUUAUGGUACUACCAUUAUUGAAGACGCAAUAAACUCGGGCUUGUUUGUCGAUAUUUCGAAGACAUCAUUGAACGACACUCUUGAGCACUUUGGGAAGACACCAUCUGAUGUGCGAAUUCAACAAGACAUAGCAACACCGCAUGCCUCCGGCAUUACUAAGCGAUGGUUCACCGACAAUGGGUUUAACCUAGACAAAAUUAUGAAUUGGCCACCCCAAAGUCCCAAUCUUAAUCCCAUUGAACAUGUCUGGCAUCUCCUAAAGCUUCGUCUUAAUAGGUAUCCCACUAGGCCCUCUACAAAAGAAGAAUUAGAGCGGCGUAUUAACAUUCAGUAA